AUGUCGAGCCCUAUAACUUCACUCAUCAUUCUCAUCCUGUCAAGUAUCAUUACACCGGCUCUUACUCACGACAACUGCCAUGACGCUACCACGAUGAGCGAUGGCAGCUCACAUACAGAGGCGUUACCUCCAAGUUAUUUCAACCUGGCAGACCACGCUGCAGCCAUGUAUGCGCAUAUCACGCUCAUGGUCAUAGCAUGGGUGCUUGUGCUUCCUCUUGCUGUAAUGCUAUCUCUGGCCCGUUCGAGAUAUACGCUUGCAUUGCAAUCCGUAUUCCUGGCCUUCAAUGCGCUGGGCGUUCUUGUUGGCGCCGUCUAUAAUGCUGUGACACCGGACUUGUACCCCAACAACGCCCAUCACAAGGCUGGCUGGGCUUUCACCUGGAUUGCUCUGGCGCAGGCUUGUAUCGGGCUUUUUGGCCGCACAACGCGGCAGUUCAGGGUUCGCCUACUCGCUCGCGAAGCAAGAUCCGAUAAAGCACAUCAGGCCGUGACUUCUGCGUUUUUUGAGCCCGUGGGGGACAACUGCCAGCAUGAUGGGCCCCAAUGUUCACGAGGUUGCCGUCUAUCACACGACAGGGACCAAGGCACGGAGCCCAAUACUGGCUCACUGAGUGGCGGAUCUGACGCUGGUAUGUUGGCUCCGGUAUCACUGCCUUUGACAAACCAAGAAUGUGAGGACGAAGGUCAAGGGGACCUUGACUCUGCAGAUCAACACCCGGUACGAUUCUCAUGGAACGCAAGUCGGAACUCCCCACGCUGGUUUCGGUUAAUAUUGAAUUCGCUGUUAUCACAGGCCUGGAAAUCCUGUUUGGUAAUCUAUGAUGUUCUGGAUAGAAUAAUCUUAAUCCUGGGGUUCAUCGGAUUGACUUCCGGUGCAGCGGUCCACGGGCGUCUAUUUGAAGGUCGAGCAAUAUAUGGUGGCAUGGCUCACUGGGUCAAGGGCGGUAUAUUCUUCUGGUUCGGGAUCUUCACCUUGGGACGUUGGUCCGGCAGUUUUGGCAAGCUCGGCUGGGCAUGGAAUGCCCGCACUAGAGAAACACAAGACAAGUGGUAUCCCUCUGCUGAACUCGUGGAGAGCGCCCUGAUAUUCUCCUAUGGAGCGACAAAUAUCUUUCUAGAGCACCUUAGCAGCACGGACAAGACUUGGACACCCCGAGACCUAGAGCAUGUGUCCAUCACGAAUCUGUUCAUUGGUGGAGGCCUUCUCGGUAUGCUUGUCGAAUCAACUCGUGCAAGAGAUCUCUUGAAUACAACAGGAACGGGGGUUGCUUUUCCUGCCCACGAGACAACACGGAUGGACGGAGAACGAACAGAGAAAGAGAAGGCUGCCGAGCCGCCGAAGCAUUAUGACUUUUCGAUUAAUCCCGUCCCUGCCCUUGUCAUUUUGUUACUGGGCACGACGAUGAGCUCGCAUCACCAGAGCACCAUGGACUCAACCAUGAUGCACAAGCAAUGGGGCAAUCUUCUUGCCGGGGCCUCCUUAGCCCGUGGCUUUACUUACGUCUUGGUGUAUCUCAAACCGCCGCGAUCGAUCCUGCCAUCGAGGCCACCGACGGAGCUUGUGACUUCAUUCUGUCUCAUUACCGGAGGUAUCAUCUUCAUGGCGAGCAGCACUGACACUGUCAAGAGGCUGCGUCACUAUAAUUUGGAUGCCAUGUUUGUAUAUACUGUCGUAACCGGCAUUGUCGGCUUGUUGAUGGCGUGGGUUAUCAUCGUGCUUGCUGUAAAGGGUGCUGCUGUUCGCCAGCAGAGGAGGGCCCGAAGCUCUGCAUGGACGUCUAACGAGCGACAGUAUAUAUGA
Messenger RNA from Verticillium nonalfalfae, 1803 nucleotides. RefSeq lists its product as uncharacterized. The transcript is spliced from 6 exons. Bases 1 to 1803 code for a protein of 600 amino acids. The record is from RefSeq and is a predicted model, not a curated record. Lineage: Eukaryota; Fungi; Ascomycota; Sordariomycetes; Glomerellales; Plectosphaerellaceae.